AACAUACCCAUUCAGCGCAUUCAUUCUAAGUGCUGUGAACCCGAUCACGACAAACGCCCAUCAAUUAGCAACGUCCUCCAAGACCUUGAUCAGACCGGCUAGGCAUCCCUUCGUUUUCGGACGAGGUGGUCCUUCUCCCAACUGUUGCCAUUCGUGUUUCAAACGGGGCGGGUGCCCGCGUUGAUGCUUCUAAUAACAACGAGCUUCCAUCAUUCCCAAUAUCUUCCGCUGCUGCGACAGGCUGGAAUACGCUUGACGAUCAUCCUAGCAGUCCCGCUGUAUCUCCCGAGCUGCGAACGAGCUUAAUGCGCCAAGCACUAGACGUUGGCGCUGUGGGUUCAGUAGGGGUUAUAGGAAUUGAUUCUAGUGUAGGGACUGACUCAUACGUUUCUUUGGAUGGCCUAGUGCCUUCCAUGCCAGCUAAAAUCCUUGUGGUCCCUAAUACCUAUGACUCGGCUGUGACGGAUGACUUGUUCUCUUACGUGACUCGACCGUCCCAAGAGACAGUGACAAUGGCGACCCAGAGCUUGGAGGGUCCAUCCUCUUACAACGAUGUCUCCGGCUUGAUCGCAUCCAAUCCCGUUCCCAAGGCCCGCUUCUUAGUACCUCCGACUCCAUCUGCUGAGACUCAAAAGGACCUCAUCUUCUACUACUUUUCGCGGAUAUCACAGAUACAGUACAUCUAUGAUCGCACCUCGGUCGAAAUAAUGCAUUCGCUCAUCACUAAAAAUCCACACGGGUGUGUUGCCAGCGCUAUCAUCGCGUUGUCAUCAUUGCAUGACGCGCGGAUGAGGGCCGCUGCAGAAGGAUGCAGAAUUGGUCAUUUGCGGCCGUCCAAUUCACAUGAGCUUUAUUUCAACAAGGCGCAGAAUAAGCUUAAUUCAGUAGUUAAGAGUGGCCGUUCCUUGACUGAGGAGGCCAUCGCGGCACUCCAUCUGGUCUCCUAUUGGCUGUUCCAAGGUGGCUGGCAAAGCGGGAAAGGCGGAGGUCCAGGCUGGCUCGAAGCCCUCAAUGUGGCGUGCGAUUGGUUUGAGAAACAUAGCGGUAGCGGUCCAGAGCUACUCAAGACGAUAUACAAUUUGAGCCCAGAAGGUCGCUUUGCUGCCCGAACAACCAUGUGGAUGGACAUUUUCUCGGGAAUAGCUCUUCUUCGUCCACCACGAUUUUCUGGCUUAUAUGAGCAUCUUUUGUACUUCUGCCCGCGUCAAUCAGACUUUUUCCAGUGGACGCACGGAUGCUGUGAUGAGGUGAUGUUUUGCCUCUCAGCUAUCGUCAACUUGGAGCAUAACAGGUACCACGAUGAGUGCACCACAAUGGAGCCUCACGAUCGCGAAGUUGCACGCAGCAGUUUUAUUCUUCGCUCAUACAAACUUCGGACACAACUCCUCUCGAUCAAUUGUUCGACUAAGCCGGUUUCGGUGCUUUUCACUGAGCCCUUGUCUGCAUACCCUUUCACCCAUGGCACUCCCAACACGCCGGACAAGUGUCCUACUUCCGAAUUCUUCCGCCAGGCUGCACUCCUAUACUUAAGCACGGUUACUUCUGGAUACUCUCCUUCUGUGCCGCACACUCAAGACGCCAUCGUAGCACUGAAGCUAGCAGUGGAAGCUAUACCAGUCAGCAUGGCAAACAGGGUCGACAGAAGCUUAGUAUUUCCGAUUUGCCUGGCUGGAUGCAUGACGGAUGAUCUGAAUUUGCGUGCGUUCUUCGGUGGACGACUGAGAAGCUUAGGUAACGCAGUGGGGAGCCACAUUACCGCGCUCCAGUUGAUGGAAGCUGUUUGGGAUAUGAGGGAUUCAACGGGUGAGGCUGUGGCUUGGAGGGAUGUGAUGAACGAGAUGAAGUUCGAAUUAUUGAUGGUUUGAUGGUGCCCCAGGUGUGCGUCAUAAUGCUUCAGGUGUCUUUGUUGCUUCGACGUGACUUCUGGAUAUUAUUUCUUUUCCUGUUAGCUGGGAGAACAAUUCGAUCCCCUGCUUGUUUCC
Messenger RNA from Cantharellus anzutake, 1982 nucleotides. Its product is annotated as fungal-specific transcription factor domain-containing protein. The transcript has 3 exons. Lineage: Eukaryota; Fungi; Basidiomycota; Agaricomycetes; Cantharellales; Hydnaceae. The record is from RefSeq and is a predicted model, not a curated record. Gene Ontology annotation, cellular component: nucleus. Gene Ontology annotation, molecular function: transcription cis-regulatory region binding; DNA-binding transcription factor activity. The coding region runs from base 306 to 1865 and encodes 519 amino acids. Gene Ontology annotation, biological process: positive regulation of transcription by RNA polymerase II.